This is a messenger RNA of Chlorella variabilis, 177 nucleotides long. RefSeq lists its product as hypothetical. Gene Ontology annotation, cellular component: DNA ligase IV complex. Lineage: Eukaryota; Viridiplantae; Chlorophyta; Trebouxiophyceae; Chlorellales; Chlorellaceae. The record is from RefSeq and is a predicted model, not a curated record. Bases 1 to 177 code for a protein of 58 amino acids. Gene Ontology annotation, molecular function: ATP binding; DNA ligase (ATP) activity; DNA binding. Gene Ontology annotation, biological process: double-strand break repair via nonhomologous end joining; DNA recombination; nucleotide-excision repair, DNA gap filling. The transcript is spliced from 3 exons.
AUGCACCGCCAGAAGAUCUGCUCUACGGCAGCAGAUGUGCAGGAUGCAUUGAUGGCUGUGAUGAAAAGGCAUGAAGAGGGGAUCAUGAUCAAGUCGCUGGAUAGCAAGUGGGUUCCGGGUGACCGCAGUGGCCACUGGUGCAAGCUCAAGCCCGACUACCUCCACAAGGCGAGUUGA